UUCCAAUAAAAGUUUGUAGUUCGUUAGAAAGUAACAUUUCAGUGAGAACAGCUUUGAGCAUCGGAGACAGACAUCCCACUCAAGCUGGACGGGACGACCCACGCAAACAAAUAAAGUGUUGAGGUAAAAUAGCAAGGAUGGCUGACGGAGCAAAGCUGCAGAGGAGCCUGCUCCUGCUCCUGCUCCUGCUGGGUCAGAGUUGGUUCAUCACAGGUCAGCUUUAUGACUAUCACUAUAUUGAACAGAAGAAGAGCUGGACUGAAGCUCAGGAAUACUGCAGAGAACACUACACUGAUCUGGCCACCAUCUCCAACAUGACAGACAUGAAGAGACUCAACGACUCAGCAAAGAACCGUAAACAAUCUGCCUGGAUUGGGCUGCACAGCCCAGAGGAUGGUAACCGCAUCUGGCACUGGUCUCUGCCUGGUCUGGAGCUCAAUGAAAGUGAGGUAGCAUGGGGCAAUGAUGAACCAAGCACAAAAGAGGAGAAUUGUGGAGCGAUAAGGAAAAACCUUACGUUGUUAGAUUUGUCCUGUCAUGACAAGAGGAGUUUUAUCUGCUAUGAUGAAAGGAACAAAACACAGAGAUUCUUUUUCAUUAAUCAAUCGAUGACCUGGUUAGAGGCUCAGAGCUACUGUAGGGAGAAUCACACAGACCUGGCCAGUGGACCGGACCAGUUAAAGGACACGCAGCUGCAACAGCUACUGGAGCAGGAGAUAUACCAUGCGUUCAUUGGUCUGUACAGAGACACCUGGAGGUGGUCAGAUGGGAGCAGUUUCUCUUUCAGACACUGGAGACCUAAGUCUUACAUUAGCAAUAAAUAUAUUCCGUAUGUCAUGGUGGAGGAGAAUGGCAGAUGGCAGACAACCUGGAAUAGUAUCCCAAGAAAACCCUUCUUCUGUUAUGAUGAUAAAGUGAUCCUGGUCCAACUAAAUCUGACCUGGGAGGAUGCCUUGUACUACUGUAGAGAAAAUCACCGUGACCUGGUCUCCAUCAACGACCUCAAUGACCAGAGAUGGGUCCAAGAGAAAGUCAAGAACGCCACCACUGAAUAUGUCUGGACGGGGCUGCGCUACACCUGCACUCUGGAUUUCUGGUUCUGGGUCGGUGGUGAAGUGGUCACGUACCAGAACGUGGACCCGGGUCAGAAGGGGGACCACUGUGACAUGUCUGGAGCCAUGCAGAGAGCUGGAAAACACAAGUGGUUCAAAAAGAAUGACAUGAACGAGUUUAACUUCCUCUGUUCUGAGUGGUAAACCCACUGUGACCACUGCUGACAUUCAUUUAUUAGUUUUGAUCUUAGGAUUUCUUUGUGUGUGUUGCUGAAAUGAUUUUAGACAUGUAUAAUAAUUGUAACUUAAAGUAGAAAGAGAUGAAGUCUAUUAAAUAAUAGAUGAUGGCUAUAAUAUUUUUUGUAGAGAGGUUGAAGUAACAUUUUCUGUGUUUUCAACUUGUGUCGUCUUAAACUUGGACAUGUAUGUUGAAAUAGGUAAAUCUAUUCUGAUCACUGCUGGCAUUCAUUGAUUAGUUCUGUCUUUGGGUUUCUUUUUUGAUAUCUAGAAAUGAGAACGUUUGGAAAGAGAAACCUCUACUUAGAUAACAGCUGAUGCAGGAUAUGAAUUUCUAGAGAUGUUUAGGUUGCAUGUUCUGUGUAGUUUUGUUUUACAGGUUUCCUAUUAAGCCAAGGAAUUGCUAUGUCUCAACUUUUCUUUGUUAUUGAUCUGGUGAUGGUUAUGUUUGUAUAAAAUCAUCCAUUUUGGGAUUGCUG
This is a messenger RNA of Cololabis saira (Pacific saury), 1768 nucleotides long. RefSeq names its product secretory phospholipase A2 receptor-like. NCBI's taxonomy places the organism in Eukaryota, Metazoa, Chordata, Actinopteri, Beloniformes, Belonidae. The record is from RefSeq and is a predicted model, not a curated record. The coding region runs from base 138 to 1256 and encodes 372 amino acids. The transcript is spliced from 5 exons.